Molecule: messenger RNA, 1107 nt
Organism: Daldinia caldariorum
Lineage: Eukaryota; Fungi; Ascomycota; Sordariomycetes; Xylariales; Hypoxylaceae
Exons: 2
Coding region: 110-958 (282 amino acids)
Source: RefSeq, a predicted model, not a curated record
GAGGUGGUAAAAGAGAAGGAAAAGGAGAAAAAUUAUAGAUUGGAGGAAGAAGAAAAAAAAAAAAGGUUUAUUGCGACGUAAAACGACAAGCACCCAUUCAUCGUCAAUCAUGUCGACAGCAACACCUCGAAGUCGGAGUCCCCUAACUCCCGUCAGCACGCGCAGUUCCUCCUCGUCUUCAGCAGACCACGUCGCGAUACAAAUACACAGCUGCCCUUGCGAAAAGUGCGAAGCUCACCACGCCAGCUAUAACAACUCUAACGGGAGCAGUUGUAGUAAUAACAACAACAAGAACAACAACCACAGCAGCAGCAGCAGUAGUAGUAGUAGCCAAAAUAGUAACAACAAGGCUAUCGAGAGCAACACGACACGCUUCGACGUUCCGCUAAUCGCCAUACCGCGACUGUUCACGGCGCUGCUAGGCCUGGUGACGGUGAUACGAGUGCACACGGCCAUCGACGCCGGGUGGUGGCCGUGGGAGAACAAGGUGCUGUUCUCGCUGUGCUGGCUGGGCCUGUUCUGGAACCUGGCCCACGGGCUGUGCAGCGUCCUGGGCUACGCGUACUGGCCGUCUCCCCGGCGCACCGCCGGCCUGCCCCCCGUUACCCUCACCAUCAACGGGCGGACCAUCGUGUCCUUCGGCGGGCCGGACGAGGACGACGGCGUCCGCAGGCGCCGCGCCAAAAGGCUGCAGUUCUCCGUCGUCGAUGUCCUGCUCGCCGCCCCGACCCUCGGCUUCCUGAUCUACUCGGCGCAUAUCAUGUACCCCUGGUGGGGGUCGAGGUAUGUCGGGUUAUGGCCGCCGACGAUAGGGUUGAUUGCUUCGCUUGUUUCCUUCGAGUUCCUGACCGCAUUCCUACAGCUGUUCCAAUUCUUCGAGGCCAAGGUUAUCGGCGUACAACUGACGAUGCAAGACAUAUACGACAAGGACGAAUCCGCCGUCCGAUUGCAAUUAUAAAAAAGCGAAGCGGGCUGGCGAAACGUUGUUGUAAUUUAUAUUCCAUUUUAAAACAUUCCCCCCAAAAAGAAAGAAGAAGAAAAAGACGGUCGUUUCUUGUAAUAGUCAUUUAGGAGCGAGCGACAUUGGGAUGUUCAGGAAAGAUCAAG